Molecule: messenger RNA, 1376 nt
Organism: Aspergillus pseudotamarii
Lineage: Eukaryota; Fungi; Ascomycota; Eurotiomycetes; Eurotiales; Aspergillaceae
Product: putative FHA domain protein SNIP1
Exons: 2
Coding region: 129-1130 (333 amino acids)
Biological process (GO): mRNA splicing, via spliceosome; maintenance of RNA location
Cellular component (GO): nucleus
Molecular function (GO): protein binding; mRNA binding
Source: RefSeq, a predicted model, not a curated record
CGGAUCCACCGGCGAUAUUGAUCAGUCAUCACGUGCCCUCGUGCAUCGUGAAAGCUUCCUUUAAAACAGAAACUAUUCAUAUACUCUCACCCGGUUAAGUGAACCAAUUCCACUCAGAACUUCUGAUCAUGCCGGAAUCACGAGAAGAAUACCGCGAUCGCUCGCGGCACCGAUCGCCAGCAAGUUCCCCGCAUACGAAAAGUGAGCGACGACGAAAAUAUGAUGACGAAUACGAGAGCAGUUCGCAACGUCGUGAUGAUCGUCGAAGCUCUCGACGAGACGACUCUCGACGCCGGUCAUCCCGCAGUCCUUCAGGCCGGAGUAGCCGCAAAAGAGACGAUGAUCAUCGCCGCCGGGAGCGGAGGGAACGAGCGGAUAAUUCGGACGACGAUCGGAGAAGACGUCGACAUCGUUCCCCGGAAGAACGUCGCCAUCGACGCCAUCGCGACCGGGAUACACACGGCGAUAAAGAGAAGUCAUCAAGAAGCUACCGGACGAAAUCCCGAUCUCGCUCACCCACACGGCGCUCGCGCAGUCCAUCCUCACGCGACCCCGUGCGCUCUAGGGGCGCCUUGCCUUCUCAGCAAGACGCAUACACAUCAGAAAUAGCUCAGAAGGACUCGUCCGCCCCUCCACCGGAAAAAGAGAAGCCCAAUUUCGCCAACACCGGGCGCUUGGCUGCUGAGAGCAAUACGGUGAACGUCAGUGGAGGGGGAACAGUAGUUCUCAAAUAUCAUGAACCUGCUGAAGCUCGUAAACCCCCAGCUAAGGACCCCUGGCGUCUCUACGUGUUUAAGGGUGACGAUCUUCUUGAGGUAGUAGAACUGAAUGAGCGCAGCUGCUGGCUUAUAGGCAGGGAGAACCUGGUUGUGGAUUUCCCUUUGGAGCACCCAAGUUGCUCUAAGCAACAUGCCGCCCUUCAAUUCCGCUAUGUCGAGAAGCGAAACGAGUUUGGCGACCGGAUUGGGCGUGUCAGGCCUUACCUCAUUGACCUUGAAAGUGCCAAUGGAUCCGCAGUGAAUGGGGAUAAGAUUCCAGGUGGACGAUAUGUUGAAGUGAGAGACAAGGACGUGCUCAAAUUUGGAUUGAGUACCCGAGAAUACGUUCUUAUGCUAGCUCGGACGGAAUGAGCCUGAAGUGCUUGAAAGUCCUUGCCAUCCAUACGCGGUCUCUACAGCAGUGGAGCCUGGAUCACUAUACUAAUAUUGUACAUUAUAGGAAAGUAUGAUGCGAAAAUGGUAAAUACAUGCGUGCAACAAUCAUUCUAGUCAUUCCGGGUUCUCUGUCACUUCUUUUUUGAGACCUUUAGAGUUUGCCGACCGUCUCCUUCGCCUUACCCUUGGCUUCGCCUAGGGUUUCUUGGAGCGAGCGCCUCC